This is a messenger RNA of Saccharomyces paradoxus, 174 nucleotides long. RefSeq lists its product as uncharacterized. Lineage: Eukaryota; Fungi; Ascomycota; Saccharomycetes; Saccharomycetales; Saccharomycetaceae. The record is from RefSeq and is a predicted model, not a curated record. The transcript has a single exon. The coding region runs from base 1 to 174 and encodes 57 amino acids.
AUGAGAUCAUUACUGUCGGCCCACACUUCAAGCAAGCCAACAACUUCUUGUGGCCAUUCAAGUUGUCCAACCCAUCUGGUGGUUGGGGUGUCCCAAGAAAGUUCAAGCACUUUAUCCAAGGUGGUUCUUUCGGUAACCGUGAAGAAUUCAUCAACAAAUUGGUUAAGGCCAUGA